GUGCGGCUUCUUCGCUGCAGCAAUACGACUUCGUGGACAGUCAUUGACAUUUAAAGGGCCAGUGGGCGGUUUUGAAGAAAGUUUCUUUCUCUCUUUGUUGCUGUUGAUGAUUUUCAUUCCUAGUCAUAAUGUAACAGAAGCCGCAGCCUCGGGUACGGGAGGCAGACGCGCUAACCAUGAGGCCGAAAACCCCCGGAGUCGUGGCUCCUGUCCCUAGCACGUCUCUUAAGGUGUCGGCGAGUGAUGUUCACAAACUGCACACACAGUGUCGUGCGGUGCGGCCCGCACCAAUUUGUUUUGUUUUUCCGAUUGUACAGAGCAGGGGCGGCGCCGAAAAAACCGAGAGAGAGAAAUAUGGGGAUUCAGUAGUGGAUACCAUGGUGGAGAAGGUCACGGCUAAGGCGAUUGGGGGAAAAGAUCCAAUGUGCCAUUAGCUCGCGGAAAGCUAAGCUAGCUCAGCUGACGGGCAAAGGUAAUCCGAUACGUCGACUACUGGACGACGACGGCGGCGAUAGCGGCCUCCCUGAUUCAAACCAAAACAGUGUAGCAUCAAAUAAGAUCUGAGGAGAUGUUUAUGAAAUGAUGGACUAUAUAUCAAAGUCCCUCACACCCUCAGGUUUUCUCGCAGGCAUCAUUAAGACAAAAUGUGUAUUCAUGUUUUCUCUUGCCAUGCCUCUCUGUCAUUAAUGCGUGGUUUCAUUGAAUACUGUAGAAAUCUGCUGUUGCACCAGCCAUCUGCUUUCAAACCGGACCUCAAUGGUCUGUUUGGAAACACAACUGUGGCAACUUGGUGUGUCAACACUUUCUAAGGAGUUUACAGCACAGUUGACCCCCAACCCCCCCACAUCAGCUUCACCUGCCUCACCUGGAUCGACUUGAUGCUGUGUUUAGUUUCACAUCUCCCCCAGUGUGCACCAAACGGUUUUUAAAAAGUAGUGCUGGACACAUUCUGUGCUCCUGCGUGGGUGCAGUGUUUGGAUCGUGUGUGAGUGUGUGAGUGUGUGUGUGUGUGUGUGUGAGUGUGUGAGGAAGCGGUGUGGUUAGAGUCUCGGCUCAGAGGUAUCAGAGACUCACUCAGAGACACUUCCUCGUCACUGUCAUCACUCUGACCGGCAGAGCAGAACACCAACGGCUCACAGUCACAUUCUUAUGUGGCGCACUGAUUUCCAAUUGUCUGACACCGGAGUCUUGCCUUUCAUCAAAUUACCUGUGUGAAGGUUGUGUGCGACGCGACGUUAAGAAGCGCUGGGGGAAUGUGAAAACUGAUAAUUUUGAUAUCAGGUGUAGAGCAGGUGGUCCUCCCCUUCUGAAUCAUGCCUCGUUCUUUCCUGGUGAAGCGAGGAGGCCUGCACCACCCUCGGCCCGCAGCAGGAAGCCCCGGCCCUGGGUCGAGCCCAGUAACAUUCAACCAGCUACAAAAACCGUUUGGGUCCUUGGAUACUUCUUUGAAGUACUCCGCAGCAGGAACACCCGAUGAUAACACCAGUCACUCACAUGGGAGUGGGCACCUUCAGCCACUAAGUCCCAGAUCUUAUGACUGUAGAACUGCUGAGCCCUGCAGUCCUCUCAGCUCAAAUACUUAUAUCCCUGAGGAGAAAAUCCACUCUGGCCCUGCCACACCAGCGUUAAGGUCCAAACCUCAUGUGAACUUGACUCCGCACACUCAGAUUCUGAGGGAGACCAGGAGCAGUGGCUGCACCAAGGCCAGUGGCCCGAGGCAAGAGUGUCCACUCUGUAGCAAAAUAUUUUCAUGUCUGUCUAGUUUGAAGACUCACAUAUGCAGGAGUCAUGGAAGCAGCGCCACCCUGUCGGCAGCACACGUCAAGUCCAGCAGGACAAGUACAGUGCAGUCACCACGCGGGGGCAAGGAGAGGACGUUUGGCUGUGCGGUGUGUGGAAAAGUGUUCAAGCGCUCCUCCACCCUCUCCACUCAUCUGCUCAUACAUUCAGACACCCGGCCGUAUCCCUGCCAGUACUGUGGCAAAAGGUUCCACCAGAAGUCUGAUAUGAAGAAACACACCUUCAUUCACACAGGAGAGAAGCCCCACGUGUGUGUGAUCUGUGGGAAGGCAUUCAGCCAGAGCUCCAACCUCAUCACCCACAGCCGCAAACACAGGGACGACCGGCCCUACCGCUGCCCCCGCUGCCUCUACAGCUUCCAGCAGAAGGUGGACCUGCGGCAGCACCAGGAGCACCACUGCACCCACCACUGACUCCGACACGGUCCCGUCGACAUCUUCAGCCUUCCGCAAUGAGCUGUGGAAUACACCCGCGGGAGAGACAGCUACCGACCGACCGCGUUGUUUUUGUGACCAAGUCAGAACUUUCACUCAGAGCUAAAGUUGUUUAUAUGUUCAUAUGUCACUGAGGACAGAAGGAUGCUGUUCUUACCCUUCUCACAGGUUUACAACGCAGUUUCGGGAGAUUACUUCGUAGUUCACGUAGCAAAAGAGAAACUUGGUCGACCUGAGUCGACUGUGAUCUUGUUAAGUUGUAAAAGAUAUUUCUGUCUAACUAUCUAUAUACAACAUUGUUUAAGGUC
Messenger RNA from Scophthalmus maximus (turbot), 2542 nucleotides. RefSeq names its product zinc finger protein Gfi-1. The record is from RefSeq and is a predicted model, not a curated record. Lineage: Eukaryota; Metazoa; Chordata; Actinopteri; Pleuronectiformes; Scophthalmidae. Gene Ontology annotation, molecular function: DNA-binding transcription factor activity, RNA polymerase II-specific; RNA polymerase II cis-regulatory region sequence-specific DNA binding. Gene Ontology annotation, biological process: regulation of transcription by RNA polymerase II. The coding region runs from base 1314 to 2213 and encodes 299 amino acids. The transcript has 6 exons.